CCGAGUAUGGGCGAAUGUAUAUUGUGAUUGUAGUCAACGCACAAAACCGCGAUCUGUUUUGGGGACCUCUGUUGUGUACCAAAUCGUAUUAGAAUCCGUACUUUGUAGCGAAACUCAUUGUUUUUUUUUUCGCCAACGCAAGCCGUCGUUAAUAUCCGUGUAACGUGUCAAUCAAACGAGCGGCAGAAAAUUAUUUUCAAUUUGUGCGUAUUGUUUUUGUUGUGUCUUUCCUAAUCACCGCCCGCCGCCCGCUGGGAGAUUGGCAAAUAUUUAACCGGCAAGAUUGGGAGGAGGGAUUCCCGCCAAGGGAAUUUACGAAAUCGCAUAUCCGCAGUGUGGUAGCCGUAGACGGACCGUUAACACCCCCUUUCCACCAUCCCACCCCCGGCACUGCCGAACGGCAGAAGCUACGCACAAUACGAACGCAAUUCCGCGGUUUGUCCGGUCCGGUCUGGUGUUUGGUUCCGCCCAAACGCUGGGAGAACCCAUAAAUUCGUUGUUUUAUUUGGAAAUCAUUAAUCACAGUGGAAAACAUCCACGCGAGCCGUGCACUGACUUGUUUUCCUUCCAGCGGAGGUGAUUUACGCGGAUGUUUUGUUACAUUUUAAAUACCAGCAAAGGGACCGGUGCCGAUCGCUUGAGCACAGCUUCAGCAUCGUCUGCAUUGCGAUGCAGCUUCCCAAUGUGUAAGAGAACGCUCGCGUUAUUCAGUGUUUGGUAUGUACGUGCCGCGUAUGUGUGCUAUGCCGUUUCGUUGUUAGGAUUUUUGUAGAAAAACAAAGGGCACCAAAUACAUAUGAUUUGUAUGUGCACGGAAAGUGUUUCCAACAGAGCUGGAAGAAAUUGUGAUUAUUAAUGAGUGAUCUGUGCGCCAGAGUUCGUCGAGUUAAACAAGUUUUCUCCAGAAAACUUUAAGGUUUAGAAGAAUAAUGAAAAUCUCAGAACAGAAUUAUAUUCAUAAAACACCAUCAGUCUCAUCUGCGAUGGUGAAACAAACGAGCUCACUCAAUUUAAGUAAUUAAUCAUCACGGAAGAGUAAUUGUCCUGCGAUCAGCGAAACUCUCACUUUCGACAAGCUUUGCCGUAACGAGAUAUGAAAUGUGGCUUCUACUAAUGCUGCUGCAGAUCUCUCUUGUGAAAGAAACGACCUUCGGAAUCAAACUGAUGGAGGUACGUGUGCCUAGUCACACCAUCAAGGACAGCCCGGUGCGUCUCGAGUGUCACUACGAGAUGGAAGGUGAUGCACUUUAUGCGGUCAAGUGGUACAAAGAUGGGAACGAGUUCUAUCGCUACGUGCCAAGAGAUAAUCCCCCUGUCCAAGUUUUCCCCCGAAUGGGAAUCAACAUCAAUGUACAAAACUCAACAAACAGUCAGGUGGUGCUGGACCCAGUCGAGCUGACAUCGAGUGGGAAGUAUCGCUGUGAGGUAUCGGCCGAAGCUCCAUCCUUCCAAACUGUAUCCGACCACGGGCAAAUGACCGUCGUUGUUCUCCCCGAUGAAGACCCACACAUAACGGGAGGGAAGCCUCGCUAUCGAAUUGGUGACGAUGUUCGAGUCAACUGUACUUCCGGACGGUCAAAACCAGCGGUCCACUUGACCUGGCACAUCAACAAUGAACCGGCAGGGCCGGCACUAGUGCGACGCUUCGAACCCGUUGUUUCGGGCCCGGACCGGCUUGAAACUUCCAUCUUGGGGCUGGCAUUCCGCGUUCAGCCAAACCAUUUUAAACAUGGUGACAUGGAGCUGAGGUGUCUAGCAACAAUUUCGACCGUGUACUGGAAGAGCAACGAGGAAAGCAUCGAGGGGGACAAACCGCAGAAAGCUCCGACGCUUGAGUCCCGGAACAUCGUCGCGUCCAUCGCUCGAGCGGAUCGAGUUCAAUCCAGUAGCGCCACAAGUGUAUCGUCGAGUGGUACCUUUGCCGUGGUACCUUUGAAUCUAGCAAUCUGUUUCAUCUACAACUUCAUCAGUCUACACCAUCAGUUGCAGAUCUUCGUCAUGAAGCUUUGUCCGAGGCAACUAGUGAAGUGUAGCAGAAAUCAUAUCUGAUCCAAUUAGGACAAAAGCUUAAAUUUUUAUUCUAAGUUGGAAAUGUCAUUAUGUAUUCACGAUGAGAAAAAUAAA
Molecule: messenger RNA, 2124 nt
Organism: Toxorhynchites rutilus septentrionalis
Lineage: Eukaryota; Metazoa; Arthropoda; Insecta; Diptera; Culicidae
Exons: 6
Coding region: 1099-2049 (316 amino acids)
Source: RefSeq, a predicted model, not a curated record